This is a messenger RNA of Budorcas taxicolor (takin), 390 nucleotides long. RefSeq names its product otoraplin (gene OTOR). The coding region runs from base 1 to 390 and encodes 129 amino acids. Lineage: Eukaryota; Metazoa; Chordata; Mammalia; Artiodactyla; Bovidae. The record is from RefSeq and is a predicted model, not a curated record. The transcript is spliced from 4 exons. Gene Ontology annotation, molecular function: protein binding. Gene Ontology annotation, biological process: cartilage condensation.
AUGGCAAGACUGUUGUUCCUUUUCCUCCCAGGUCUUGUGGCCGUAUGUGCCGUGCAUGGAAUAUUUAUGGACAGACUUGCCUCCAAGAAGCUGUGUGCAGAUGAUGAGUGUGUCUAUACUAUUUCUCUGGCCAGAGCUCAAGAAGAUUACAAUGCUCCAGACUGUAGAUUCAUUAACGUUAAAAAAGGGCAGCGGAUCUAUGUUUACUCAAAGCUGGUAAAAGAAAAUGAAGCUGGAGAAUUCUGGGCUGGCAGCGUCUAUGCCAAUCAGUCUGAGGAUGAAAUGGGAACCGUGGGUUAUUUUCCCAGCAACUUGGUCCAGGAACAACAUGUGUACCAAGAAGCCACCAAGGAAGUUCCUACCACGGAUAUUGACUUCUUCUGCGAGUAA